AUGUCGAAGCCGCCCUCCAGAGUGGUCUUCGUGGGAAAUAUCCCCUACGGCCUUUCCGAAGAGCAAAUUAGCGACAUCUUCAGCAGCGCCGGCAAAGUCCUUAACUUCCGCCUCGUUUAUGACCGCGAGACCGGCCGACCUAAGGGCUUUGGUUUCGCAGAAUACCCCGACAAUGACUCCGCUGCGUCGGCCGUCCGUAACUUGAACGACUACGAGAUCAUGGGCAGGAAAUUGCGAGUCGAUUUCUCUAACGAAGGAGGAAGCGACGAGAACGAUGGACAUAGUGGUCAUACUGGCGGCAAUGUCUCCCAUCCUUCCAACGGAUACAACCCAACUCCCAUCCCCGCGUCGUCGGGCACCCUCCCUCCUCUGCCCGCCGGCAAAGAGCUUCCGCCCAACGUCACAGCCACCGACGCCAUUUCUCGUACUCUCAACACCCUGCCUCCUUCCCAACUCUUGGAUAUCCUCACUCAGAUGAAGGCCCUGGCCUCCAGCGACCCAGCCCGCGCGACGGAGCUGCUUCAACAGGCACCUCAACUAGCAUACGCCGUCUUCCAAGCCCUCCUUCUCAUGGGCCUUGUCUCCCCGGAGGCCAUUCACUCCGUUCUUGAGGCCGGUGGUGCUCCCGCUCCGACACCAGCCCAAGCCGCCCCGCCGAUCGGCUUCCCUCCCCAGCCUGCUCCCGGCUUUCCUCCUGUGCCGGUGCCGGGUGCUGACAACACUCCUCCGGUAGCUGGCACGCCGUACGCGCCGCCCCCGCAGCAGGCCGCCUAUGGAGCGCCGCCUCCCGCUGCCGCCGCGGCGCCGAUGGGACAAGACCCGGAAGCGCUCAUGCGCCAGGUUUUGGAGCUGCCGAUGGAGACGAUCAACAUGCUUCCCGAGGCCGAGAGGCAGCAGAUCUUGGCGUUGCGGGCACAGUUCGGUGCCCAGAGACGAUGA
This is a messenger RNA of Colletotrichum karsti, 939 nucleotides long. Its product is annotated as RNA-binding protein. Bases 1 to 939 code for a protein of 312 amino acids. Gene Ontology annotation, molecular function: mRNA binding. The record is from RefSeq and is a predicted model, not a curated record. Gene Ontology annotation, cellular component: mRNA cleavage and polyadenylation specificity factor complex. Lineage: Eukaryota; Fungi; Ascomycota; Sordariomycetes; Glomerellales; Glomerellaceae. The transcript has 4 exons. Gene Ontology annotation, biological process: mRNA 3'-end processing.